This is a messenger RNA of Doryrhamphus excisus (bluestripe pipefish), 6159 nucleotides long. RefSeq names its product nucleotidyltransferase MB21D2. The record is from RefSeq and is a predicted model, not a curated record. Lineage: Eukaryota; Metazoa; Chordata; Actinopteri; Syngnathiformes; Syngnathidae.
GCUUAGAGGAAGAGAAGAGUGUUACACCCGGAAUAACAAAACAACACGUCAACGUGAAGGCUAAGUCAGCGGAAAUUCGGCGCCUGUUUCCGGUGGAUUGUUUGAUGGUGUGAACUGUGGAUGCAGUUCGCUGGUGUCUGUUGGGUUCGUUAAUGCUCAAGUAGACCCACCAUCACGGCCAGCAGCAGCACAAACAGCCGCUGAAGGCGCCACUGUGACCGCGGAGGAAAGAUGGCCGCCCCUGCUCUCUCCAGCCGGACCAGCUCGGCGGGCAGCCUCGGGAACAGCCCCACCAUGGCCGCCGGCAGGCUGCCUCACGGUGGUGGGGGCGUCGGGCCCGAGCUCGACUUCAGGUCGGCGGCCCGCAUGGAGGACCUGAACCGGCUCAUUCAGGAGUUCAGUAAGCACGACCAGCGAGAGUACGACGACCAACGGGCCUUGGAGAUCCACACGGCCAAGGACUUCAUCUUCUCCAUGCUGGGAAUGGUCCAGAAGUUGGACCAGAAGCUGCCGGUGGCCAAUGAGUACCUCCUGCUGUCAGGAGGUGUCCGGGAGGGAGUGGUGGACAUGGACCUGGACGAGCUCAGCGUCUACGCCCGCGGCACAGACUACGACAUGGAUUUCACGCUGCUUGUGCCUGCGUUGAAACUGCACGACCGCAACCAGCCGGUGACCUUGGACAUGCGGCACUCGGCUCUGGGCCACUCAUGGCUCAGCCUGCGCCUCUUUGACGAGGGAACCAUCAACAAGUGGAAGGACUGCUGCACCAUUGUGGACCACAUCAACGGGACCACCAACUACUUCUUUUCGCCCACGCUAGUGGCCGACUGGUUCUACCAGUCCAUCUCACUGGUGCUACUGGAGGUGCAGAAGAAGCCUCAGAGGGGUAUUCCCAGAGUGGAGAAGGUGGAGAGGAAUGGGACGGUCAUCUCUGUCAUCCUGGGCGUGGGAAGUAGCCGCAUGCUGUACGACAUCGUCCCUGUGGUGUCGUUUAAGGGGUGGCCAGCCGUGGCUCAGAGCUGGCUGAUGGAGAACCACUUCUGGGAUGGCAAGAUCACAGAGGAGGAGGUGAUCAGCGGCUUCUACCUGGUUCCCACAUGCUCCCACAAAGGCCGCAAGGAGAACGAGUGGCGCCUGUCGUUUGCCCGCAGCGAGGUGCAGCUGAAGAAGUGCAUCUCGUCCAGCCUGAUGCAAGCCUACCAGGCUUGCAAAGCCAUCAUCAUCAAGUUGCUGUCAAGGCCCAAAGCCAUCAGCCCGUAUCACCUGCGCAGCAUCAUGCUGUGGGCCUGCGACCGCCUCCCUGCCAACUACCUGGCGCUGGACGACUUCUCCGCCCACUUCCUUCUGGGCCUGAUCGACGACCUGCAGCACUGUCUGGUCAACAAGACGUGUCCCAACUACUUCAUCCCGCAGUGCAACAUGCUGGAGCAUCUGUCGGACGAGACGGCCAUGCUACACGCUCGCAAGCUCUCCUCGGUGCGCUCCGACCCGGCCGAGCACCUGCGCACCACCAUCGAGCACGCCAAGGCCGCCAACCGACUGACGGUGGAGCUGCAGUGGCGGGGCAGCACCAACAACCUGCCGUCGCCACAGUCCGACGCCGGCGGCGAGAACCAGCCAGACGACCGCCUGGCCAAGAAGCUCCAGCAGCUGGUCACAGAGAAUCCCGGGAAGUCCAUCUCCGUCUUCAUCAACCCAGAUGAUGUCACGCGGCCGCACUUUCGCAUUGAUGACAAGUUUUUCUGAAGCGGACCUCUUCCUCACCCACCUCACCCCCCCCCCACUACUCGUGACCAACCUCCACGCAAACCUUAUUUUGUACAUUUUUGUUAUGUUCCUCUGCCACAGUGUCAAGUCGUGUUUGCCACGAUGUUUCAUUUUUUUUAGUGUUGUUAUUUUUCUACUUGCCCCCUCCUCCCCCUCACUGUGUUUUACCUGCUGGAGGCCUUGACACAGACAUCCAUAAAGACACCAAGACACGGACUCCAGAUAUUGCAACAAUCAAGAAUGCUGGGGGUAGAAAAAGAGAGAAAAACCGUCUGCUGAUCUUGUUAAUGGUCACUCAUCAAGACUACUUAUAUGUCACUCACCUAGAGAGUCAAUACUCGAGGCACCGUGUCAACAAAUGUCUUGUCGUACUUCACAAAGCGCAACUAAAAGCAGUUCAAAGAAUGUACUUUUCAUUUCCAUCUGAAAUUUCAAUUACCAUGUUGUCCAACUGCAAAAAAGAUCAAAGGCUCAAAUGGGAUACAUCCGUCGGUGUAUUUAUAUAUAACUUGUGUAUUUAUUUAUAUGAGAGGUCUUCGCUUUAUGUUGUCUCUCUCUCUAAAUAGACUUCUAAACUGUUUACAGAACACAUGAAGGACAUAUAAAAUGCAGCAAUUAAAAUAUGUAAUAUGAUAAUUAAAAGGGGAAAAACUAAUAAAGUCUUGGACACUAGAAGGGUGUGUUGCAAGACAGGGAGAGACAGGCUCAUUGGGUGAAAGAAGUCUCAAUAAUGAGACCAGUACACUGUUUAGUUAGUUAUCACUGUCCAUUUCAUAGGAGCACGUGUUCAAAAGUACCAUCUUCAUCGCUUUCGCUUUGCUUUUCACUUUCCUUUUUUUUUUGACUUCUCAGAAAAGUCUGCCCAACACUUGGGAGACAUUCAUUUAUUGAUUCAUUUUCUACUGCUUAUCCUCACAAAGGUCGCAGGCGUGCUGGAGCCUAUCCCAGCUGUCUUCGGGCGAGAGGCGGGGUGCUUGGGUGACGAUUAAGGGGAAAAAAGGAACAAUAGUGACGUUAUGCUUUCUCAGUGUCGCAGCUUGUGAUUAUGUAUUCUUCUGCCACGCGUAUGUAUAUUGUGCUGUAUUCAGAAUUUUUGAAAAUGCUUCAUUCUCAUGAAAUGUAACACAAGGACUGCCUGUAUUGUGUACAUUGUGUACUUGGAUCCUGAGCGUGCAAAUUUCGAGUAGUGCUGUUCCAAAUCCAUUCCAGGCAGCGUUUCAUGUAAAGUCUCGUGCUUCUGACCCACUCUCAAUAAUUAUUUAAAAACAAAGUUUGACCUCGGUUUGUAUGUAGGGGAUACGGUUGAGAACUAUUCUCUGCCCUUCAUGAUGUCAUAUCAAACGCUCCCUGAUGGCAGUGCACCAAAGAAAAGGAAAGCCACUACCGUGGAAGUGAAACCACAUAAUGACAAAAAUGGCUCAAUUAAUAGUUGGCUGUAUGCUCAACCACAGACCAUCAAAGUCAUCCUUGAACAUGUCAAAGGAUCUGCUCCUAUGAAAUCGACAGUGAAAGCAUUUUAAAAUUCUUGUAUUUUAAUAUUUUUAUGAUUGUAUUUGACACUAUAUCCAUCAUGUGUUCUGCGUACAGCGUGAGGGACUUGUGCGUUCAUUGAGGUAUAAAUUAGGUCUCUGCGAAUCCACAUAUGCACUCAAAAGACUAAGUCUAAGUACGGGAUGUGCGCCAAUUCAGACACUCAUAAAAAAUUAACACUGAAUCAUUUUGCUUAUACUGUGAGACACAUCAGGCAUUAUCACAAUUGUGUCAUAAUUACGAAUGAAUGAAUGUGAACGAUUCUUUUGAACAACAGUGUGGGUGUGAAUGUAGUAUCGGAUGCUACAUUUUUAAAAUUAAUGUGCUAUGUCCUCCACAUGUACUAGGGUUGUUUUUUUUUUAACACUUUUAUCCAGAUUGUCACAGCAGCCAGAUUGUCGCCCUGUACGAUUGUAAGAAGCUUCCUGUUUGAGAUGAACUGUCCCUUGUAUGGUACUAAGGUUUUAGAAACAAGGUGUAAAUAACCUCCAAAUGAAGCGAAGGGUAGACAGGAAGUUGAUAGAUGCGACUACUCGACUAAUUUUUGCACAGAAUGUAAACAAAAAAAAACACCUGGAUUGUGUGCGAUCACUCAGUCCUGAUUUUGACAUCUGCUGCGCUCUGGACGUUUGUGUGUGUGUGUGUGUGUGUGUGCGUGUGAGUGAAGAAGCUUAAGGAACAGCAGCCGGUACGCAGCGACACUAUAGGAAAGUUUUCUUGUAAAAACAUUGCUCCCGAACACCCAACAUUCCUAAGUACACAACACUGAUGGUGAUUGUAACAGUGUUGUUAGUUUACAUGACAGUCGCAGUGUUUUGGAGCCUGGAAACACAAACAUAUGAAAACAACAUUAUCUGAUAGUUUCCAUGUAAACAGUGAUGUACUAGUACACAUGUCUUAAAGUGCUGAGUGUUUACUUCACAGUCAUCAUACAGUGGUACCUUGGUUUUUUAUUAAGUCGUUCAGAAAGCUCUUUUUUUUUCCUUCGUAGGAAAUCAUGUCAAUCCAAUGAAUUCCUUUUGAGAUAAUUUGUUUUACAUGUGCAAAACAAUUCGGAUUGAUGCAGACUUCCCGUACAUCCUGGCAAUGUGAAAUUAUUAUAUUAGUUUCUCACCUUUAUCAAAUUGCUGGCACUGCCGGUGCUGGAUUUUGCGUAACGAUACAGUACAAGACAAACGCACUGGUUUGUUACGUGCAAAACUGUACGAAAAUCAGAAAUAUUUGACACAAACUGAGGUUUGACUAUUUGAAACUCACAUUUACUCUGCUGAAGGUUAUUUUAAGGAACACAAACACUCGUCACAGUGUUUCAUUGCCAACUAGUGUCCUGGCAUGCACAUUACACCGUUUUUUUUUUAAUUUUUAUACCAGUUGUCACGUUCCGCUUUCCGCACACAAUCUCCUAAGAUGACGUAGCUCCCACGCAACGCCGCGGGAUUCGCCUUUAUGCAAACUUGAUUGUACGACCGCAAAUGUCAGCGGCGAGACGCUGCGUACUUGUUGCUGUCCUCCACGUGUCAGCACUCAGGUUAAUCUGCUGCAUUGCGACACGGUCAGGUCAGAUGUCACGCUAUGUUCCUUGAGAAGACGUGCUCUAAUCUCUCCACCGGCUUGUGUCGCUUUCUCACUUGGGUGUUUUUUUGUUUUUUUUUUGGGUUGUGAUCACAGCCCGUAGUCACUUUUAGUUUUAGAACGAUGACAUAUCUGCUGUAUAUUGAAGACGUUGUAAAGUCACUCGCAGCUCUGUAUUUUUUUUAAGUUCAUGCACAUUUUGAUCGCAUUUAUGAUGGAGUAUUGGGGCCACAUUGGAAAAACAUUUUGAGAAUAAAGUCAGAAAUGUACGAGACAAAAGUCGUACAUUUACGAGAAAAAAUGUAUACAUUUACGAGACUAAAAUGGUAAAUUUACAAAGGUAGAGUUGUACAUUUAUGAGAAUAAUGUAACUAUGAGAAGAAAGUUGGUACAUUUACGAGAAUAAACUUUAAUUGUGAAAGAAAAGAAUAAAAGUCAUACAUCUACGAGAAAAAGUCAGACAUUACGAGAAUAAAGUUGUACAUUUUCAUGAAUAAAGUAUUUUAUGAGAAAAAAAUCAGACAUUUCUGAAAAUAGUCGGAAAUGUACAAGAAAAACUCACAACUUUAGAUUAUAUAUUGCCUGAGAGUUUCUACUUUCACUUAAUAUUAUGACUUGUUUCUCGUAAAUGUACCACUUUAUUCUCGAAAUGUCUGAUUUUGUUUUUCAAUGUGGCCCUCAUAGUCUGUCGUACUCAUUUAUUUUGUAUUUGUUAUCAACGUAACCAGCAGAAAAAUUGUCUGCUGUAGUUUAAGCAUGGAUAUCAUCACCAAUGUUUUUUUGUUUUUUUUUAUGAAAGCUAAAUUGUGGGAAGUUUACAGGAAACAAUUUUUCAGGGGAGGGUAAUGGGAAAGAAGGGUGGCUUGGUUGUAGCAUUGUUUUUAAUUUUGGUUUUGUGUCAUACAUAUUUCCUUUAAUAAUGCCAAAAAAGCUAAGAAAAUACAAUUGGUCAUGUGAUCUCCAUUUUCUCAUCCUCAAGUGCAAUUAGUGAAAACACUCUAACACACAGUAAGGGUCUCCGCACCACUGACACAACAUAGAAGUGCCACACACACACACACACACACACUCCUGCUUGGUGGAAAUGUAAACCAUGUGUUGUGACCUUUGCCCUUCUGUGUCCACAACCUUUGAACUGUGAUUCAUUUUGUAUCUCCUCACUACUUUGCUGCUCUGCUCUCUUCUCAAAGGAUGGAUUUCUUUAUGCAACGUCCACCAUAGCUCCAGCCUUCUUCUUCACUGUACAGUAGAGUCACUAUAAAGUCUUUUAACAGCAAGCCGUGUCUCCUC